AUGGCUGGUAGCGGGGGCUCGAACCCGCGACCCUCUAUCAGAAAGCUCACAUUGAAAAACACCCUGCCUGAAGCUAAGAAAUCUGUUACACUUGUAGAACCAAUUGUUAAGUUAACAAAAUUAACCUCCAUUGAUCUGGAGAAGACUGGAGAUGAUGUCAAGAAACCGUUAUACACAGGAUUGGAUUUCAUACCGGAUGGUAGACUGGUUGCCGUGGAUAAUCAAAACAUGAAAUGCUUGAUUUACAACGAGAAACUUGAGAAAGUAGGAUCAUAUAACUUAUCAUAUAUGCCACAGAGUGUUGUUGCUGUAUCUGAGGAGGAAGUGGCGAUAACAAGUGGUCAUAACAAAAUAGACUUUCUGCAUGUCAGUAAAUCAAAUGUAAUAACUUCGAUCAGGACAUGUAAAGUUUGGAAACAGUAUGACUCUAUAUGUAUGAAAGACAAGAGAAAUUUUAGGGUUGGAACUAUCGAUGAUACAAGACCUGUUCGUAUUGUAUCAAUGUCAGGAGAAGAGAAAGAUUUCAGCAAGGCAGUAAAAUCUACAACCAUCACGUGUUUUACGACAACGAGGACUAGUAGACAGGCAGUAAAACCUACAGCCAUUAUAUGCUUAACGUCACCGCGGACUGGUAGACAGGCGGUAAAACCUACAGUCAUCAUAUGCCUUACGUCACCGCGGACUGGUAGACAGGCGAUAAAACCUAAAACCACCACAUGCUUGAAGCCACCGCGGACUGGUAGACAGGCGGUUAAACCUACAACCACUACAUGCCUUACGUCACCCCGGACUGGUAGAAUGGCGGUAAGUCCUACAGCCAUCACAUGCUUUACGACAACGAGGACUAGUAGACAGGCAGUAAAACCUACAGUCAUCACAUGCUUUACGUCACAUCAGACUGGUAGACAGGCGGAAAAACCUACAACCAUCACAUACUUUACGUCACCGCGGACUGGUAAACAGGCGGUAAAACCUACAGUCAUCACAUGCCUUACGUCACCCCGGACUGGUAGACAGGCGUUAAAACUUACAACCACUACAUGCUUGAAGACACCGCGGACUGGUAGACAGGCGGUAAAACCUAUAACCAUUACAUGCUUUAAGUCUCCAAUGACUAGAAGACAGGCGGUGAAACCUACAAUCACCACAUGCUUUACGUCUCCGCGGACUGGUAUACAGGCGGUAAAACCUACAACCAUCUACAAACACCACACGCUUUACGUCACCGCGGACUGGACUAGUAGACAGGCAGUCAAACCUACAGCCAUUAUAUGCUUAACGUCACCGCGGACUGGUAGACAGGCGGUAAAACCUACAGUCAUCAUAUGCCUUACGUCACCGCGGAUUGGUAGACAGGCGAUAAAACCUACAACCACCACAUGCUUGAAGCCGCCGCGGACUGGUAGACAGGCGGUUAAACCUACAACCACCACAUGCCUUACGUCACCCCGGACUGGUAGAAUGGCAGUAAGUCCUACAGCCAUCACUUGCUUUACGACAACGAGGACUAGUAGACAGGCAGUAAAACCUACAGCCAUCACAUGCUUUACGUCACAGCAGACUGGUAGACAGGCGGAAAAACCUACAACAAUCACAUACUUUACGUCACCGCGGACUGGUAAACAGGCGGUAAAACCUACAGUCAUCACAUGCCUUACGUCACCUCGGACUGGCAGACAGGCGUUAAAACCUACAACCACUACAUGCUUGAAGACACCGCGGACUGGUAGACAGGCGGUAAAACCUACAACCAUUACAUGCUUUAAGUCUCCAAUGACUGGUAGACAGUCGGUAAAACCUACAAUCACCACAUGCUUUACGUCUCCGCGGACUGGUAUACAGGCGGUAAAACCUACAACCAUCUACAACCAUCACACGCUUUACCUCACCGCGGACGGACAGGCGGUAAAACCUACAGUCAUCACCUGCCUUACGUCAUCGCGGACUGGUAGACAGGCGGUAAAACCUACAACCAUCACAUGCUUUACGUCACCGCGGACUGGUAGACAGGCAGUAAAACCUACAACCGUCACAUGCUUUAAGUCACCAAUGACUGGUGGACAGGUGUUAAAACCGACAGCCAUCACAUGCUUUACGUCACCGCGGACUGGUAGACAGGCGGUAAAACCUACAACCAUCACAUGCUUUAUGUCACCAAUGACUGAUAGACAGGCGGUGAAACCUACAGCCACCACAUGCUUUACGUCACCCAGUACUGGUAGACAGGCGGUAAAACCUACAACCAUCACAUGCUUUACAUCACAGAUGAUUGGUAGACAGGCGGACAGGCAGAAAGCUGUAUUACAUACAAUCACCACAUGCUUUACGUCAUCGAAGACUGGUAAACAGGCGGUAAAACCUACAGAGACCUCGUGCUUUACGUCAUCAAUGACUGGUAGACAGGCGGUAAAAUUACAGCCGCCACGUGCUUUACGUCACAGAGGACUAGUAGACAUGCGAUAG
Messenger RNA from Mercenaria mercenaria, 2463 nucleotides. RefSeq lists its product as uncharacterized. The record is from RefSeq and is a predicted model, not a curated record. Bases 1 to 2463 code for a protein of 820 amino acids. NCBI's taxonomy places the organism in Eukaryota, Metazoa, Mollusca, Bivalvia, Venerida, Veneridae. The transcript has 6 exons.